Phasianus colchicus (ring-necked pheasant) is the source of this 4160-nucleotide messenger RNA. Lineage: Eukaryota; Metazoa; Chordata; Aves; Galliformes; Phasianidae. The record is from RefSeq and is a predicted model, not a curated record.
CAGCAUGGGUUGUGGGGUGACCCUACAAUAACAUACGGGAGGACAUGACCCUACAGUAACACGGUGAGGGUCGUGGGGUGAUCCUACAGUGAUGCAGGUGGGGGAUGUGACCCUACAAUAGUACAAUGAGGGUCAUGGGGUGACCCUACAACAACAUGGUGGGGGGGACACGUGACCCUACAAUGACACGGGGUGAUCAUACAGUAACAUGGGAUGGUCUUAUGAUAGUGGGGGAGGCCAUGGGGUGACCCUGCAAUAACACAAGGAGGGCUGGGGGUGACCCUACAGAAACAUAAGGGGAGAACGUGAUCCUACAAUAACACAACAAGGGUCGUGGGGUGACCUUACAAUAAUGUUAUGGAGGACAUGACCCUACAGUAACACAAUGAGGAUCAUGGGUGACCCUACCGUUACCCAGUGAGGGCCAGGGGGUGACCCUGCAAUAAUGCAGGUGGGGAAUGUGACCCUACAGUAACAUAAGGGAUGGGGAUUCCAUAAUAACAUGGGGUGACCCUACAGUAACAUGGUAGGGGGGACAAGUGACCCUAUGAUGGCACAGGGUGAUCAUACAAUAACAUGGGAUGGUCUUAUGAUAAUGGGGGAGGUCAUGGGGUGACCCUACAAUGACAUAAGGAGACCCAUGGGGCGGCCCUGUGAUAACACAGGUGGGGAUGUGACCCUACAGUAACAUAAGGGAUGAUCCUGUGAUAAUGGGGGAGGCCAUGGGUGACCCUACAAUAACACAAGGAGCGCCAGGGGUGACCCUACAAUAGCAUAAGGGAGGACAGGACCCUACAAUUACACAAUGAGGGUCGUGGGGUGACCCUUCAAUAACGCAGGUGGGGAAUUGUGACCCUACAAUGACACCGGGUGACCCUACAAUGACAUGGGAUGGUCAGAUGAUAAUGGGGGAAGCCAUGGAGUGACCCUACAGCAACACAAGGAGGGCCAGGAGUGACCCUACAAUGACAUAAGGAGACUCAUGGGACAGCCCUAUGGUAACACAGGUGGUGGAUGUGACCCUACAAUAACAUGGGGUGACCCUGCAAUAACAGGUGAGGAAUAUGACCCUCCAGUGACACAGCAGAGGAACGGGACCGUGGACACGACCCUACAACACCUCACAGUAAGGAGGGGGGACACACGGGGCGGCCCUAUGAAAACACAGCGGGGCACCGUGCGGUAACAGCGGGCGACCCUACAGUAACUUGAUGGGGGGGGGGGGAAGAAGCAGGCGGUCACGUGAGAACAGCGCCACGCGCGGGCGACCUUCGACCCGACCGCAACACAGCGGGAGGGGGCGCGGCCUCCGUCGCCAUGGAGACGGCGGGGAGGGGAGCGGGUGGUACCGCGGUGUCGCGCAGCGGCCGGUGCCGUAGAAGGAGCCGCGCUGCCGUAAAGGACGCCGCGCUGCCGUAAAGCAAUCCGGAGGCGGCGCACUGAGAUGGCGACGAUUGGGCUCGGGGCCGGCGGAGGGGGAGCGGUUGGGGAACGCGGGGCUCGCGCCUGAGCGUUGGCCGGGAACGGCAGCAAAAGGGAUUGUCACUGUUGUCCCUGUGGCGCUGUGGUGCUGGGACGGCUGUCCCUGGUUCCCGACCCUGCCAGGCCUUCACCUUUCCUCUGCCAGCAGAGCUCUGCCGCUGCUUGCAGGACAGCGUGGUCCCCACGGCGGGGCCGCUCCAGCUCCUGUUCUCUCCCUCUCUUGCCUUCAGGGGAAGCACACAGCGGGAAAGGAGAUGUCGGAUAAGGGGAGCAGCAUGGACGGAAAGACGGACAUCGCGAAUGGUGAAGGCAGCCUGUCCAGCAGCCCAGAGGAGAUGUCAGCCGAGGAGGGCAGAGAAAUUUCUUCCGGCAUCGAGGUGGAGGCAUCCGACCUCAGCCUGAGCCUCACUGGAGACGACGUGGGGCCCAACCGCACCAGCACAGAGAGCCGUGACACCGACACCGAGAGCUCAGGGGAGGAGAAGGACUCUGACAGCAUGGACGACACGGGCCACUACUCCAUCAACGAGGAGUCACGCACCCUCGACUGCUCGCACUCGGAGGAGGAGGAGGAAGAGGAGGAAGAGGAGGAGCAGCGAUCCCACCGCCGCGCUCAGCGCAAACGUGCCAACCACGACCGAGACUCCUCGGACGACGAGCAGGCGCUGGAGGACUGGGUGUCCUCGGAGACCACGGCGCUGCCGCGGCCCCGCUGGCAGGCCAUCCGUGCCCUGCGGGACAGGGAGCUGGGCUCCAGCCCCCGCUUUGUCUACGAGGCCUGCGGGGCCCGGCUCUUCGUGCAGCGCUUCCGCCUGCAGCACGGCCUGGAGGGCCACACGGGCUGCGUUAACACGCUGCACUUCAACCAGAGAGGCACGUGGCUGGCCAGCGGCAGCGACGACCUCAAAGUGGUGGUGUGGGACUGGGUGCGGAGGCGGCCGGUGCUGGAGUUUGAGAGCGGCCACAAGAGCAACGUCUUCCAGGCCAAGUUCCUCCCCAACAGCGGUGACUCCACGCUGGCCAUGUGUGCUCGGGACGGGCAGGUGCGGGUGGCUGAGCUCUCGGCCACGCAGUGCUGCAGGAGCACCAAGCGUGUGGCACAGCACAAGGGAGCUUCUCACAAGCUGGCCCUAGAACCGGAUUCCCCAUGCACUUUCCUAUCAGCAGGUGAAGAUGCUGUCGUCUUCACCAUUGAUCUGCGACAAGACCGGCCUGCCUCGAAACUGGUGGUGACAAAGGAAAAGGAGAAGAAGGUGGGGCUGUACACCAUCUUCGUGAACCCAGCCAACACCUACCAGUUUGCUGUGGGAGGCAGAGAUCAGUUUGUGAGGAUCUACGACCAGCGGAAGAUCGACGAGAAUGAGAACAACGGCGUGCUGAAGAAGUUCUGCCCCCACCACCUGGUAAACAGCGAGUCCAAAGCAAACAUCACCUGCCUGGUGUACAGCCACGAUGGCUCUGAGCUGCUGGCCAGUUACAACGAUGAGGACAUCUAUCUCUUCAACUCCUCGCACAGCGACGGCGCUGAGUACAUCAAGAGAUACAAAGGGCACCGCAACAACGCCACCGUGAAAGGUGUCAAUUUUUACGGCCCAAAAAGCGAAUUUGUGGUGAGCGGCAGCGACUGUGGCCACAUCUUCCUGUGGGAGAAGUCCUCCUGCCAGAUCGUGCAGUUCAUGGAGGGCGAUAAGGGCGGCGUGGUGAGUUUGCCUGCUCCAUCCUCGCUCCCUUCAUGUCCCCACCGACCUCCCCCCCAGUUUGUGUCAGCAUCCCGCCGAGCUCCUCCUAAGGCUGACAGCUGAGCAGUCUAUGCUGCACGUCCAGCAUUGGGCUGGAGGAGCCCCUGGGUGCUGACGUGAGCUCAGAGAGCAGCCCCACAUCACUUCGUUGGGGUUGGGAAUGCAGAGGGAAGAGCCCCCGGGUGCCCCCACCCAAGGAAGGGGACAGCGGUGGGCCUGGCUCUGGGUGAAGCUCCCCACCCCACUGUGCUCACAGCUGCACGGGGCCAUCCCACACUGCAUUUCCCACGCUCCAUGCUCAGCUCCCAAGCGACGACACGGCCCCCCUGCCACAUUUCCAACCCCCCUCCCAUCAUUUCCAGCCCUGCCUUGGGCUGACAGCCGUGACAGCCGUGGAGCUGCUGGCUCCCCAAGUGCUGGCAGCUCGGUGCCACUCACGCAGCACAGCCGCCCUUUGUCUGGGUGGCCGAGGCAAUGUGCCAACAAUGCCUGGUGGCUGCUGGCACCGCCACCCCCGGCCGGCAGCGCGCCCGUGUCCCCCCCCCCUCGCCCCCCACCGGGCUGCGGUGCUGCCGGGCUCUGUUUUUCCCUUUGCUUUCCUCCUCCUCCCCCCCCGUCGCUCCCCUCGGCGCCCCGCGCAUUACUCAGGGCUCGGUGCACCCUUUGCGUGGUGAUGGGGACGGCGAUGCGCUGGGCUGGCAGCACCGGGCGGGGGGGGCCACAGGGAGCCCCUCUGCCCACAGCACCAACCCCUUCCUCUGCUGUGUCCCUUCCCGUGCGGCACCCAGCUGUGCCUGGGGUGAGGGUCUCUCUGUGGCCACAGUUGUGGCACCUGUUGGUGCUGAUUGUGGUCCCCCCGUGGGUCUGGCUGUCACUGUGCCCCCCCACCCCCCCAAAUUCAUGCUUUUGCGCCUGUUUUCCACCCCCCUUCUGGCACCG